CCACACCCAAAAAAAGCCUAUGAAAGGUACCAGGGGCAUCUCAUGGGGCCCCUUGCUGACCCCGGGCCCUCGGGCAGUGCCCAAGUGUUCAAAUGGUCAGUCCGCCCCUGAUUGUGCCCUCGGGCAGUGCCCAGGUUUCCAAAUGGUAAGUCUGCCCCUGCUGGCUACAGUGAUAUACAGUAAUAUCAGAGCAGCCAGCCAUUGUACAUGAUCAUGGCCACAGCAGUACAAUGUCACCAGACCAGAGUAGUCAAUCUCAGUGUCCCUAAUCGCACCACA
This is a messenger RNA of Staurois parvus, 279 nucleotides long. The record is from the annotation of a GenBank genome assembly. NCBI's taxonomy places the organism in Eukaryota, Metazoa, Chordata, Amphibia, Anura, Ranidae.